Acanthopagrus latus (yellowfin seabream) is the source of this 3059-nucleotide messenger RNA. RefSeq names its product SP110 nuclear antigen, tandem duplicate 1 (gene sp100.1). The coding region runs from base 224 to 2068 and encodes 614 amino acids. Lineage: Eukaryota; Metazoa; Chordata; Actinopteri; Spariformes; Sparidae. Gene Ontology annotation, cellular component: cytoplasm; nucleus. Gene Ontology annotation, molecular function: DNA binding; DNA-binding transcription factor activity, RNA polymerase II-specific; translation regulator activity. The record is from RefSeq and is a predicted model, not a curated record. The transcript is spliced from 16 exons. Gene Ontology annotation, biological process: humoral immune response; regulation of transcription by RNA polymerase II.
ACUGAGAAACAUUUGUGGGCAGAUCCCUUUUACAAAUUGUGAUCGGCGAUAUAGAUACUUCCGCCCAUGUUUCAAUCUGCUCCUUCUAAUGUUUUGAUUCAUGACGCAGUUUGUUUUUAGCGCCACAUGUGUUCAUUCAGAGCCUUAGCUUGAGUGGAACACCUGGAGGACGUGUGGAUCGCCCUGCCGUGGUGCCUGUUGCAGAGCAGCGCGCUGACCGGAGAUGGACCCGCUGGAUUUCUUAGAGCCCGAGAAGCUGCUGCACUUUCUCCACGUCCAGAAGACGGAGCUGUCCUGCCUGGAGAACCCGCACACCUUCAUCACCCAGCUCAGGGACCACGACCUGAUCCCAGAGGACAGGUACAAGGACAUGAGUCGCAUGAAGAGCAAAGACCGACUGAGGAAAGCUCUCUACGACGUUCUGGACUGGCUGGAGAGGGAGCGGUCGCAGCACAUCAAACUGUUCUGGAGCUCUGUGUUCAGGGAGACCAUCAUGAACCACUACCCCGUCCUGAGGAUGCUGCGGAACAGCCUCAUGGACGGGUCCUUCCACUUCACACAAUUGCCAGAGAGGGUGGACAAGGAAGACACUGGCAGAGGCAAAAGGAAGGAGCUCUCAGAGGACGAGGAAGAGGAAGAGGAAGAGAAGAAAACCAACUCAGUGAAAAAGAAGAGAAAACCGAGAAGGAAGCGCGUGCGUGAAGAAGAGGAGGAGCAGGCCUGUCCAUCAUCUCCAGUGAGGAAUAUAAACUUCUCUUCCCCUCUGAAGAAGGGAGAGAGGGGCGACAUUUGGACCUGGGCCAUCUACAAGUCUCAGCUGCCUGUGACCUGUGGACACCAGAAAGGGUUCCUGAACAGACGCAGACUGGCUGAAGGAGAGAAAUGCAUUGUGGUUGAUAAACAGUGGUUCACUCCCAAUGAAUUCGAGAGGUUGGCAGGGAGGGAGAGCUUUAAGAACUGGAAGGUCAGCAUCCGAUGUGAAGGCACGACCCUGGGAAAACUGAUACAGGAAGGUCACCUGACAUCAGUGAGGUAUAAAAAGGCAAAGAAAACGCUGCUCCCAUCUGCUCAUUCUAUCACAGUGUCUGACACAGAGGAGGACGAUGGUGAAGAUGAAAAUGAGGACAACGAAGACCGGACUUCAUCAGACAGCAGAGGGAGUUCCUCAGAUGUCACAGAUGAAGAGGAACAGACCGAGUGGCAGUCAGAGGCCCGUCAUGACAGCGGCAGGAAGGUGUUCAGAGUGACGUGUGGAGCUUUAACUGGGACCUUACAUAAACAUCGAUUUGCAUCAGGGACUUGUGGGAAGAGUAUCCGCACCGAGACGAGCUGGAUGACCCCGGUGGAGUUCAUGAAUCUGGCCCUAGGUCAGACAGAUCGCCCCUGGAGGAAAGAAAUCGAGUUGGAAGGGCAACCGCUCGGUGUUCUGACAGAGGCGAAGAUGUUGACGAUCCACCAACUGCACUGUGACUGUCCACUUUGCAGACCGGAUGAUGAAGACAUGCGGAAUCAGAAAAACGACGAUGUGUGCUGCACCUGUAAAAAUGAAAAAAAUGAAGAAGACGUGUUGGUGAUGUGUGAAGGCUGUCCUCGCUCCUUCCACCCGAAAUGUCACCUGCCUCAUGUGGAAGCAGCCAUAAUGGGGGACAGUAAUCUUUGGAUGUGCACAUUCUGUGUAUUUAGAAGCAAUCAAGGGUGCUAUUACCGUGACGAGUUGAAAAGAGAGGCAGCUAUGUCUCGGAAAAUCUCACAACACAUGCUGGAGUGUCAGUAUCUCCUCCUGCAUCUGUGCAGCGCUGACGAGGAACAAACAUUUGCUGAUGACCCAACCCUCUACCUGUCGGACUACUCCGCUGUGGUCAAGACUCCGAUGUGGCUGGGCAGCGUAGCGGCCAAACUGCAGAAGCAGCUCUACCAGACUGUUGGAGAGUUUGUGUCCGACGUCCAGCUCAUUUUCACCAACUGCGCCUCAUACAACCAAGGUAAGGCAAAAUUCUUCGACAUGGGCAACAGACUGAAGAAGUUAUUCGAUGAAGAAUUUAAGAACGUGUUCAACAUCCAUGAAUAGACUGUUGACGGAUAAACAGCAUUCAGGUUUCAAUCAGUGGCUACUGGGAAAACUUCAAAAGUUUGUAAGUGUCAGGAAUUUUCAUCUCAAAAGAAAUAUUUUCUACUGAAAAGACUUAUUUAUCCAGUAAUGAUUUUAUUCGUGUUAACAUGAAUGACACAAUAUAAACAUGUUUUUUCUAUGGCUUAAAGGAGGACUCCUUCACUUUUGCAUAUCAGAGUCUGUUUACAGAUCCUAAAAAUGUUUUAGGCCUCCAGAGGGAGCUGCGCCAAAUCUGUAGCAAAAUCUGGCAGAUAGAUAGUUUAAGAUUGAAGAACUUGCCUUUAAAAGACAUUUAACAAAAACACAUAAAUUGAUCAUAUAAUAUCUCUGGUGAGGCUAACAGCUCAUAGCAACAGUAGCUGGCUGCUACUAGCCCAACACACCUGAGUAAAUGACCAAACUGUUGGCAGUCCAGUUGCAUUAUGGGUAAUGUAGGAAGAUGAAUGUGUGGAAUUAAAAAAAAAAGAAAUUAAAAAAAUUGCAUGCACUUGUAUGUUCGGAUCGUUAGCACUUCUAUCAUAGCACCUUUGCACUUAAAGAAUCUUUGACAAAUAGCAGUUAUGGUCCUCAGAUGAGAGCUUGACAAUCGUUUCUAUAUUUCUUUUACUCCAUCGACAGUGAUAUGUUGUGCUUUCUCUCGUGACAAAUGUACUUAUUGUAGGUCGCUUUGGACAAAAGCGUCUGCUAAAUGCCCUAAAUGUAAAUGUAAAUGAAUAGAGAAGACGACGUCUCUGGUUCUGCUGCACUGAUUUUAACAGUCCAUCGUGAGUCUAACAGUGUUGGAUGAGUUGACCUCUAACAUACUGAGCUUUCACAAACCUUAGUUUGAUUGAGACGAGUGUUUCUCUUCGAUACAGGAAUACAAUUGCAGUUUUUACAAUGGAGGCAAAGCCUUUUUGUUUUUCAUGUUUUUAUAUUCAUAUAAAUAAAUUCUGUGUUGCUCCAAGUA